UGGAUGUCUUAGCACUCAGUCCUGGCCUAAAAAAUAAAAUAAAAAAUAAAUAAAUCACGAACAAGCAAAUACGAACGUGCGGUGAAAGAUUUAGUUCUAAAAAUUAAUAAACAAAUGCAGCCAAUACAGGAACAUGCAGUGUCUGGUUUUUCGAAACCCUCGCCUGUUUAUAGCUAAAUCACGUAACGUAAUCCGUGUUUGUUUGCCCGAUUCGGAGUUUGUUUACGCGUCGUUUACCGUUACCCAGCCACUUGGCCCGCACGUGCUGAUCGAAAAUCGAAAAACGAUCGAAAGGCCAAGAAGUCGAUCACUUUUGAGGGCGGUCGCUUCAGAGUGGGCGUGUGCGCCAAUAAUAAGCCAAAAUUGGUCAGAGAAAAAACGCUCAUUAUCAGUGUAAAAGUGUAAUGUAAAUGCAAAAAAAGCGAAGUGAGAGUUGACUCAUCAUAUCGACUGCCUGUGAGAUCGCCAUGAAAUCCAGUUGCAAACAGUAAAGCGCAUUUCUACGCAUUGCGAACAUUGUAAAUAAGUUUGAAGAGUUCUUCUCGGUAAACGAAAGCUGAAAACCAAAAGUCAUUAAAGUCUAUAAAAGCAAUAAACAAAAGUAUUUAAUACUAAUAAUAAAGAUUACCACCUUCGGGCUUGAAAGUAUUAUACUUUUAAAAGAUAUAACUAUCAAACCUCAAGCCAACAAAGCUAAUAAAAGCGAAUUAGUAGAGCAACUACAAGUUAAUAAUCUGGAGUGAAUACUAAAAUAAAGCCUUAAUAAUAGUUAAUAACAAGAAACCCUCAAUCCAAACAAAUUUGCCAAAAAUUACAUAUAGCCAAAAACCAACACCCAAAACAGAAACAAAGCGUGUAAAUAAGUUUCGUGAUAUUAAAAAUACGUGUAGUAAUUGCAGCAAACAGCAACCAACAACCAGCAAACAGAAAAGAGCAAACAAAUAAAAACCAGCGAUAAAUCAAGCCAAAAAUAAGUUCGCAAAAAUAAUAAACAAAGGAGAGCAGGAAAUUGCAACAUCUUGUGAUAAACGCUGACAAUUUGUUGCCCGUUGAAUGAUUGCAAUAAAGGCCAUCGAAAUGCAGCACAACAACGGCGGCGGUGGCGGCGGCAACGCACUGCAGCAGCAGCAGCAGCUUCUGCUGCAGCAACAGCAUCAAAAUCAGCAGCCUGAUAAUAAUUAUAUUUGGGGUAACAACCACAAUGGCAGUAUCGGCAACAACAACAAUACAAUGUUGCAGUUGCAGCAUCAACAACAACUACGCGCCGCCUCCUGGAUAACCGAUUGCAAUAAGCAGCGCCACAUUAACAACAAUAACAGCAUGAAUGUCAAUUACAAUCAGCACUUGACGCAACAGCAACAGCAACAGCAGCAGCAGCAACAAGCUCAGUACAUGCAACCCAAUUACAACAACUACACGCAACAGCAGCAACAUCUUGUGCCAGCAACAACAUCCCAAUCCAGCAAUCAUUUCUAUCAGUGCCAACAACAACAGCAGCAGCAACAGCAGCAAUUCCUUGCCCCCGCAAUAACUAUCUCGCCACCAGUAACAUCCCACCAGCAACUUCAGACACAUCAGCAACAUCACACGCAGCAUCAGCAUCAACCACGACAGGACUAUUCCGCCCUUCAAUUGGCCAGACAAGUAAGUUAA
Drosophila eugracilis is the source of this 1653-nucleotide messenger RNA. Its product is annotated as transcription factor kayak, isoforms D/sro-like. The transcript has a single exon. Lineage: Eukaryota; Metazoa; Arthropoda; Insecta; Diptera; Drosophilidae. Bases 1054 to 1653 code for a protein of 199 amino acids. The record is from RefSeq and is a predicted model, not a curated record.